GCCCUUACCACGUGAUCAAGUGGGCGUAUUUAAGCUCCUGGCGCGAGAUCCUCGGAAAAGAAAAUAGGCAGUUUUAGCAACGAGGUAGGACUUCAUCAUCGUUCUCUUGAAGGAAAAUGAGUCUCAGUGGAAAGCUAAAAUCCAACCACCAGAUGUCUAAUGAGAAUAUAAAGAGCUUUUUCACACCUUCUCAAAGGGCAAUGGGACCCCCCAGGCAGAUGCUGCAGGUCCUUCAAGCAUCAGCUGUCAACAAAGACUUGGGAAGAUCAUCUCAGAUGGGUAAGGUCGUUCCAAAACGGAAACAGUGGAGUGCAGAACAAACUAGAGGCCCAAAGAGGGUGAAGGUAGAAGUCAAAUCCACACAAACGGAAGAAACUCAGUGUUUGACAGAUGACAUGUCCAAUGAAGCAUAUGAACUUAUGGUCAAAGAAACGCCUCCAUCAACCUAUUGGAAAGAGGUAGCAGAGGAGCGUCGGAAGGCCUUGUACAAUGUUCUACAGGAGAAUGAGAAGUUGCACAAAGACAUUGAGGCCAAAGAGGAGCGGAUAGCAAAGCUCAAGUGUGAGAAUGAAGAACUGCAGGAGCUGGCACAACAUGUACAGUACAUGGCUGAUAUGAUCGAGAGACUGACUGGGAAGAGCCCGGACAAUCUGGAGGAACUGAGGGAGAUGGCUCUUGACGUGGAGGACGACCACGAUGAGGACAGUGAAGUGGCAGGUCAGAGUGAGGACGAGGAUUCUGAUGACGGUCAGAGUGACGCAGAGGAAGAAGAGACCACAGACCAUGAACAAGCUGGACCCUCGGAACAAGACUGAGUGACACAACUUGUUCGUCAUGGGACUUUGACCUGCUUAUACAAGUCAGCAGAUUUGUGCUGUGCAAAAAAAAAAUGGCCUUCAAAGUAAUCACUGAUUUUUUUUUUUUUUUUUUUUUUUUUUUUUUCUUUGGCAAUUUUAUAUUAAGACUUGAAAAGGUGGACUGGUUUUAUUAAAAGUGUAGCUUUUGCUAGACAUUUCUUGAGGAAACAGGCCUUCAAAAUUAAGCCAGCAUAGGAUUUUUUUUUUUUUUUUUUUUUUUUUUUUUAAUUUAUUUAUUUUUAAUGUGUCUUGGUAGGAAAAGCACAGGUGUAAAUAACAAGAUGAAUAACAGCUAAUUCCUUGAGUUGCUUUAGUUUCAGCAUCCUUGUAUUGCACAUGGUGGCUCACUGGGCACUUAGUGAUGUCACUCAGUAUUGGUAAAUUGUGUUGCAGCUAUUCCAGCUGCUUACAGGAUGUAAUGUGUUCAUCGGCAGUCAAAAGUAAAGACGAGCAUGUAUCUAAUGCUUGUGUUCUUCCUACUGUGAGUCUAAAAUGUGUCCUGUGAAAAGAGCCCUCUGAUGUACCCUCGAGCAUGACCCUCAAGUGUUUUGGUUUACACUGUAAAACUGUAAUGUUUUGGCUCAGUUAUGUACAUAAAGCAGAUGCAAAAUAAACCUUUUUUU
Molecule: messenger RNA, 1480 nt
Organism: Scatophagus argus
Lineage: Eukaryota; Metazoa; Chordata; Actinopteri; Scatophagidae
Gene: gmnn
Product: geminin DNA replication inhibitor
Exons: 7
Coding region: 117-815 (232 amino acids)
Biological process (GO): negative regulation of cell cycle; negative regulation of DNA replication
Cellular component (GO): nucleus
Source: RefSeq, a predicted model, not a curated record